AUGAAGACGGCCCAGGAUUUCCCGCACCUCAAGCUUUGCGAUCCGUGCUCCCGGCUCUUCACCGACUACCGGGAUGAAGCCAGGUCUGAUCCCAACAGCACACGCUAUCACAUGUGGUACGAGCGUAGCGGAUAUCAGUAUUGCCGGACUCGGCGUGAGCUCGAGCAUGCCGCUGUCUCUGGCUGCGUCUUUUGCAAGGCCGUUGCUUCUCGUGAUCGCAAGUAUCAGCAGCAUGAAGAAGAUUCAGUCAGCUCAGACAAUUCAGAGGAUAGGACGGAGCGCUUCUUAAAUGAACAGCGCCCAGUUUGGUAUCCAUCACUUGACGAAGAGCUAGAGCUGAGCAUCCGCUACAACUGGGUCGACAACGUUUUGUACAUCUGGAGCCGGAGCGGGAUUGAAUGGAGCGGAGGCGACCUGGCAUGGAGCAUGUACGCCACCCCGAAUGAUCCAGCGGCCUCCGUCGUCCAUUCACAAGCGCUGCUUCAAGACCUUGGAUCUCCCGAGAGCUUUGACGAGGCACGCGGAUGGAUGGACGAGUGUCUCACCAACCAUCACGACUGUCCAGCACAUACACCGGCCGAUCUGCCCACAAGACUCAUUGAGGUGUCUCGUCUGGGCGAACCCGAGUCUGCACGUCUACGUGAAACCAGCGGGCAGAAAGGACACUACUGCGCCCUUAGUUACUGCUGGGGAGGAGAUCAAGCCCUCAAAACACUUCGUGAACGGUAUGACAGAUACCAAAAGGAACUUCCGUACGACCAGCUGCCCCAGACAAUUAAGGACGCACUUCAGGUCACGCGGAGCAUGGGCCUAAAGUACAUCUGGAUCGAUGCGUUUUGCAUCAUCCAGGACAGCGACGAAGAUAAGCAGACCGAGAUGGCCAAGAUGAUGAGCAUCUACCAGAAGACGCAGUUCACCAUCUCGGUGGCGAGUGCCUCGGCCGCUACCGAGGGAUUCCUCCAGACCAAUUAUCACGGCCCCAGCAUUGGGGCCUUCUAUCACCCCCUCCGGGUAGAGAAGGAGACAAUAGGGUCGGUUCUCAUUGCGGAUAGCUCGUCAUCAUUCGCCAGCGUGGCCGCACACCAGCAACCCAUCAACACCCGGGGCUGGACUCUCCAGGAGGCUCUGCUCACGCCCCGGCUUCUCAUCUUCACCAACAUGCACAUGGUAUGGAAAUGCCAGGCUGGCUACCAGCCCGAGUUUCACGCUACCUCCCGAGAUGCUCGCGAAAGACGCCGUGGGGACUAUGGCCCCUGGGAUGCUUGGUCCUCGCUCUGCGGCUACUCGUUUACUCGUCUCAAGGAGCUCGACGAGCUGGCCAUCCUGGAAACUCCACGGGUUGGGGAGGAGUUCAACAGCCGUGGAGGCACUUACUCAACCUGGCACUUUAUCCUGAACAAGUAUACGACCAGGCAGCUCACCGAAGAGAGCGAUCGACUACCUGCCAUCUCGGCCAUCGCACAGGCCUUUGCUGCCCAUUUCAAGACUGAGUACUACGCCGGGCUCUGGGGACGCUUCCUAGUGCAUGAUCUCAUGUGGGAGAAUUGGCUUUCCAAUCCCAAUGCCACAAAAUCAGGGGCACCGUCGUGGUCGUGGGCCACCAUGAAAGGUGAGCUUCAGUACGACGGCGGUAACACCGACUAUGCCCGAGCCGAGGUCAUAUCGUGCAAGACGACACCCGUGUCAGACAGGAAUCCCUUUGGAGCAGUUACUGGCGGCGAGUUGGUGAUCCGCGGACACCUGAACAAGCUGUGGCUCGAUGCGGGCGAGUCAAACGGACGGACACUCUUUGACAACGAGGGUAACGCCAUUCCCGAUGUCGAGUUUAUCAGCGAUGGCGGGUCCGGAGACUGGAACCAAAACCGCACCACUGUGCUCUGCUUGGUCCUUGGCGACAAACCCUUUGCGACUAGGCACAGCAACUAUCCAAACUGUUGCCCGAAUUAUAUAACCAUGUGUCCGCAGUCGAUAAAGUGUCGGAUGAUGGUGCUGGUCGAGAGUUUGGACCGGACAGGCUGUUAUCAGCGGAUAGGACUAGCCAAAGCAGAGACGUAUGAGAGGCCGCUCUGGUGGGAGAAGUGCCAGAGGGUAACGGUGACGGUUGUCUGA
Trichoderma breve is the source of this 2109-nucleotide messenger RNA. RefSeq names its product heterokaryon incompatibility protein (HET) domain-containing protein. The record is from RefSeq and is a predicted model, not a curated record. The transcript is spliced from 2 exons. The coding region runs from base 1 to 2109 and encodes 702 amino acids. NCBI's taxonomy places the organism in Eukaryota, Fungi, Ascomycota, Sordariomycetes, Hypocreales, Hypocreaceae.